GAUUAGGGCGGAGACACGCCCACUGAAGCGGCAAGGUUCCCGGAAGAAGGCAGUUUUUUCUCCGUGCCCGUCCCGCGAUACGCAGUUUCGUUGAUAAACCUAGGAUUCACCUGUUGGUGCUGGGCCUCUGGAAGCAGCCUUCGGGCUCCAUCUACUGAAACUCACGGACAGAACUAAGAAAAGGAAUAAAAAGGACCGUUUGGGGAAUUUUAAAUAAAAAAAAAAACUAGAGAUCCGAUGGACUACAUGGACAGUGGAUCGAAAUACACCCCAAAGAUGGGAAAAGAGUUCGAGUCUGUGCAGUUCCUUCAAGCAUCAGACAACAAAAAGCUGGAGAAGAAAAAGAGUCCGGGGAAGAGAGGCGCUCUGAUCGGAAUGGUGAUUUUAUCGACUGUUGUUGCUAUCAUGAUCGGAUUGCUGGUCUGGCAUUUCCACUUCCGUGAAAAUACACACGAGAGAAUGUACACCGGCUCAAUAAAGAUUGACAACCAGGUGUUUCAAGACGCCUAUGAGAACUCCAGCACUCCUGAGUUCAAGGCUCUGGCUGAGCAGGUGGUGAAACAGCUCAAAACCACUUACACCAAUGAUGCAAGGCUGAAGAAAUACUACGUCGGCUCUACAGUUCAGGCGUUCAGUGAGGGCAGCGUUAUUGCCUACUUCCUGUCGGAGUUUAAAAUUCCUGCGGGCCAAGAAGUAUUUGUUGACAUUGCUGUGUCUAGUUUGGACAACAAUGCGAGAAAAUCUGUAUCAUCACCGAACAGACAAGCUAAUCACCUGGAUAUUAAAGAAAUGAAGACCUCGGUGUUGGAUAAGAGAUUGUUGUCAUUUAAGGAACAAGCAUUUUUUUCAGAACAUACAAAGCCCAAUGAGAUUGUUUGGAUUAAGUCCCCUGGUUUCCCUGACUCUCCAUAUACCGAGAACACCUUCAACCAGUGGAAGCUGCGAGCAGACCGGGGAAACAUUGUCAAGCUCGAGUUUGACACCAUUAAUCUGGAGCCGGACUGCAAAAAUGACUUUGUGAAAAUCUAUGACUCUCUGGUGGCUACAGAGAGCCGUGCUUUGGUAGAAUUGUGUGGAUACUUUUCACCCAGUGCACCACCAACGUUUUAUUCUUCUGGAAAUGUCAUGCUGGUUACAAUGGGCACAAAUGAGGAACACAACUUCCCAGGAUUUCAAGCAAAGGUUUCACAAGUAUCACGCGGAAGUAUGAGUCAGAGCUGCGGUUCCAAACUGACGGGUAAAACAGGCAGGUUCUCUACCCCCAACUUUCCACACUACUAUCCCCCUAAUAUGGACUGUGAUUGGGAAAUCCAGGUCCCUGAGAAUAAAGUAGUGAAAGUAACUUUCGAAAUGUUCCUCUUGGCUGAGCCCGGCCAGGAGGACGGCAAGAACUGUAACAAAGACUAUGUGAUGAUUAAUAAUAAAAAACUGUGUGGAAAGAACCUUGAGGGGACACUAGUCGAAAUCAGCAAAACCAACGUAGUAAAAGUGCAAUUUCACUCUGAUAACUCCUAUGUGGACAGAGGCUUCACUGCGGUGUAUGAAGCCAUUGAAAGCACAGACCCUUGCCCUAAUCAGUUCCUUUGCAAGAAUCGCUGGUGUGUCAACCAUAACCUCACGUGUGACGGCUGGAAUGACUGCGGAGACAUGACUGACGAGUUGAACUGCAAGUGCAGCUCAGACAGCAUCACCUGUGCAAAUGGGUUGUGUAAGCCCAAGUUCUGGAAAUGUGAUGGCGUUAAUGACUGCGGAGACAACACAGAUGAGAUGAACUGUGGUGGAUGUUCAUCUGGAGAGUUCACCUGCAAGAACGGAAAAUGUGUCUCUGAGAAGAAACACUGCGACGGUAGCAAUGACUGUGGAGACAGUUCCGAUGAGCUUGACUGUGGAGGAAGGUCUGAGCUCCAAUGCACUGAUGUUACAUACAAAUGCAAAAACAACAAAUGCAUCAAUAAGGUGAACCCGGAGUGUGAUGGAACACCCGACUGUGGCGAUAGAUCUGAUGAGGAGAACUGUGACUGUGGGACUAAAAAGUUCAAGUCGGCGACACGUAUUGUGGGUGGACAAGACGCAGAUGAUGGAGAGUUUCCAUGGCAAGUCAGCCUCCAUGUCAAACGUUACGGACAUGUCUGCGGAGCGUCCGUCAUCGGUACCAAAUGGCUGGUCACUGCGGCCCACUGUGUGCAAGACGACGGCAACAUCAAAUUCUCAGAUCCCAAGUCUUGGGAGGUUUACCUCGGCCUUCAUAGCCAGCAGAAGCAAGGGUCUUCUCUUGUGAAAAGGAACCUGAAGCAGAUCAUUUCUCACCCUUCUUACAACCAUCACACCUUCGACAAUGACAUCGCCCUCAUGGAGCUGGAAAGUCCAGUCAGCUACUCAGACCACAUCCAGCCCAUCUGCUUACCAGCCCCCCAACAUGACUUUAAGACCGGCAACAAUGUGUGGAUCACAGGGUGGGGAGCAACCAGAGAGGGAGGAAGCGCUGCUGUGGUACUCCAGAAAGCUCAGGUCCGAAUCAUAAACAGAACAGUGUGUAACGAAUUAAUGAGAGGUCAAAUCACAUCCCGGAUGCUGUGUGCUGGAGUACUGACCGGAGGAGUGGAUGCUUGUCAGGGAGAUUCUGGCGGACCUCUGUCCAGUCCGGAAGGCAACCGUAUGUUCCUGGCAGGAGUGGUCAGCUGGGGCGACGGCUGCGCUCGCAGGAACAAACCAGGCAUCUACGCUGCGGUCACUAAAUUCCGUGACUGGAUCCAAGAGAAGACGGGAGUCUAGUCCACUUUUGCACAAGAUCAUUAAGGAUAUAAACUGCUUAUUUUUGAUCCAGUAAGACUCCAAACUGACUGCCCAUCCAGUGGAUUCAGUGAACUUCUGGUUCUAACUACAGUGGAGAAUUCACCCCUUGCUUUUACAGCAAGUGCCAUGCCUUUUUAAACUUACUGUGAUUAUGUUUUUAGGGUGAUGGUGAUUGGUUAACUGUUUUUAAUUGUACAUAGACAUUUUAUUUUUUUGUUUUUUUAUUAAGCUUUGAUGAAGAACAAAUGUUAUAUGAUGCAUAGGACGUAGUUUUAAGGUGCAGUUGUUACACAAAUUUAUAUUUGAGAGCAGUCUUCAUGAAUUGUGUGAAUAAAAACUAAUUGACCUCAAGCUCGUUCGAUCUUACCCCCUCUGUAUUGGUUAUUUAAGUCUAGCAGAAAUUACUUGACAAAUUUGUUCUUCACCUUUUCAUAAGUUUCCAUCAUGGAUAUGAUAUUUCCAGAGAACUACACUGCUUAUCAUAAGCUUCACAUGGUUAACGGUCAGGUAACAGUUCUAAAAUGAUUGUGUGUAUCUUUAGCAGUUUCCUUUUAAUAAAAAUAUUUUCUAUAA
This is a messenger RNA of Girardinichthys multiradiatus, 3366 nucleotides long. RefSeq names its product ST14 transmembrane serine protease matriptase a (gene st14a). Gene Ontology annotation, cellular component: membrane. Lineage: Eukaryota; Metazoa; Chordata; Actinopteri; Cyprinodontiformes; Goodeidae. Gene Ontology annotation, biological process: proteolysis; acrosome reaction. Gene Ontology annotation, molecular function: protein binding; serine-type endopeptidase activity. The transcript is spliced from 20 exons. The coding region runs from base 238 to 2772 and encodes 844 amino acids. The record is from RefSeq and is a predicted model, not a curated record.